Drosophila albomicans is the source of this 882-nucleotide messenger RNA. RefSeq names its product piggyBac transposable element-derived protein 3-like. The coding region runs from base 1 to 882 and encodes 293 amino acids. Lineage: Eukaryota; Metazoa; Arthropoda; Insecta; Diptera; Drosophilidae. The transcript has 2 exons. The record is from RefSeq and is a predicted model, not a curated record.
AUGAAUAUGAUCGUCGGCGAAGCCAGCUACCCAAAUCUGAAGAGCUACUGGGGACAAAAUGCGCUCGGACCUAUACAAACCUGCAUGACCCGAAGCAGAUUCGAGGCAAUCAAAAAGUACUUCUCGCUACGUGAUGAGCGCGAACGGAUCAAAAAGGGUGAACCAGGCUACGAUCCUUUGUUCCGUACGCGAAAACUUGUAGACUGUCUCAACAAACGGUUUGACUCGGUGCCAAAGUAUGCCCGUCUUUGUGUUGACGAGCAAAUGUGCAGCACAAAAAUUAAGCACCACUUGCGUCAGUACAUGCCAAAUAAGCCUCUCAAGUGGGGCAUUAAACUAUUUGUAUUGUGCGAUUCAUUUGGAUACGCAUACCGCUUUGAAAUUUACAGCGGUGCAGGUGAUACUGUGGUCUUACCUGGUCACCCAGAUCUUGGUGCUUCUGCCAACAUUGUAGUGCGCUUAACACAAACCGUUGAGACAUUUAAGAAUCACAUCAUUUACUUCGAUAAUUUUUAUACAUCUUUGCCUUUGAUGGUUUAUCUAAGAGCGAAAGGUAUUUACAGUCUCGGCACGGUGCGAGGAAACCGUAUCCCCAAUGACAAGCUACCAAACGAUAUUGCCAUCGACAUAACCAAUGUACUCUGGAAAGACAGCAAACCUGUUCGCUUUUUGUUCACCUAUGUGGGUGUAAAGCAAUUUCAAAGGACAACCCCUCGUGAAGGAACUGCAAAGGCUGCUCGUUUUGGCAGAAAAGCUAAGCGACACAUAUCAAUUGAUUGUCCUCAAAUUGUGCAUGAGUAUAACGCUCACAUGGGCGGCGUAGAUCUCAUCAUAUCAGAGCAGAAACACGGGAUGCUGCAACACGAGUUUUUUAUCACUUAA